Messenger RNA from Ostreobium quekettii, 303 nucleotides. Lineage: Eukaryota; Viridiplantae; Chlorophyta; Ulvophyceae; Bryopsidales; Ostreobiaceae. The record is from the annotation of a GenBank genome assembly.
AUGUCCCUGCAGGAAAUUUCCGCAUGGUGCAGUUUUCCGAUUGUGUUGCAAUGUUCUGGCGAUUUGAGAGGCAGCGAUGGUGUGUUCCUCUGUGUCGUGUCCCUUUCCCAGUCAACCUGCUUGUUCUCUGGACCUGAGCAGAUCCAUCCAACUGCUGACAAUCUAUCUGCAGAUCAUUUGGGGUUUGGACACACAGACAAGGGCACUUUCAGUGUUGGCAGUUGUUUUCAGCUACGCUUAUCCCAGAUUGUGCGAUGCUUCACGUUGAUGUAUAUCAUGCAAAGGGCUUCGUUUCCACAGUGA